UCACACAGCUGUUGGAACAACAUUGGUAAACAGCUGGGCACACAGUUUCGGCAAUUGUAUGUUUUGUAAUUUUGAGAUACCGCAACUGCCGUGACAGAGUCGAUUGGUGAGCGAGGAAUGCAGCAUUAAUGCAAUCAGAAGAGACGAAAGCGGGCUAAGCAAAAUCGACACCGAAUCAAACAUCAAAACAAACCAAAAAAAAACUGCCAGAAUGAGUUUUCCCGACAAAUCGGAACGCGCUAAGUGCUGGUCCAAGCGUGAUGACUACUGGAAGUGUCUGGAUGACAAUGCACCCAAGCACAGCUCCACAAGCGGCGAGAAGGUGCCGAGCGCCUGCCAGACACUGCGAAAGACAUUCGAACAAUCCUGCCCUGGCCAGUGGGUAAAGCACUUUGAUCGCAAGCGCACCUAUGAACAAUUCAAGGAGAAAAUGGCAUCCGGCUAUGAUCCGCUGGAGGAACGCACCAAGGCUGGAAAUCCAAGCAAAUGAAUGGCCUGGAAGUGCAAAAGAGACGUUCGGUUAAUUGUUACGCUAUAUAUAUUUUUUUUUGUAUUGUUGUAGUGUAGUGUAAAUAAAAUAUAUAUUUACAUUAUAA
This is a messenger RNA of Drosophila innubila, 596 nucleotides long. RefSeq names its product cytochrome c oxidase assembly factor 6 homolog. The transcript is spliced from 2 exons. Gene Ontology annotation, cellular component: mitochondrion; respiratory chain complex IV. NCBI's taxonomy places the organism in Eukaryota, Metazoa, Arthropoda, Insecta, Diptera, Drosophilidae. The record is from RefSeq and is a predicted model, not a curated record. The coding region runs from base 212 to 490 and encodes 92 amino acids. Gene Ontology annotation, biological process: respiratory chain complex IV assembly.